Messenger RNA from Pelobates fuscus (common spadefoot toad), 1954 nucleotides. RefSeq names its product solute carrier family 25 member 22 (gene SLC25A22). The transcript is spliced from 10 exons. The record is from RefSeq and is a predicted model, not a curated record. NCBI's taxonomy places the organism in Eukaryota, Metazoa, Chordata, Amphibia, Anura, Pelobatidae. Gene Ontology annotation, biological process: malate-aspartate shuttle; aspartate transmembrane transport; L-glutamate transmembrane transport. Gene Ontology annotation, molecular function: L-aspartate transmembrane transporter activity; L-glutamate transmembrane transporter activity. The coding region runs from base 165 to 1115 and encodes 316 amino acids.
UACACGCCGCUCCCCUCAAUCCCAGCCUCAUCCUCACUCACUCACAGCCAGCAAUCAGGGACCUGUCCCCAGCACUGUCACCCAGCAGGAUCUGCCAGACCAGAAGGAAGACUCGCUGAGUUUAGGAGGAGCUGUGACGUUUAUCUGGAAUCGUUUGAAAUUAAAUGGCUGAUAAACAAAUCAGUUUGCCUGCCAAACUUAUAAAUGGAGGAAUAGCUGGACUGAUUGGUGUGACCUGUGUUUUUCCUAUUGACUUGGCCAAGACUCGACUACAAAACCAGCAAAAUGGCCAGCGUAUGUACAGCAGCAUGUCCGAUUGCCUCAUUAAGACAAUCCGUUCCGAAGGAUACUUUGGCAUGUACAGAGGUGCGGCGGUCAAUUUAACCCUUGUUACACCAGAGAAGGCCAUUAAAUUAGCUGCAAAUGAUUUUUUCAGGCAGUUCUUGUCCAAAGAUGGGAAGAAGUUAACACUGAUUAAAGAAAUGUUGGCUGGAUGUGGCGCUGGGACCUGCCAGGUCAUUGUUACUACGCCCAUGGAAAUGCUGAAAAUCCAACUGCAAGAUGCCGGGAGACUGGCCGCUCAGAGGAAGCUGAUGGCAGCCCAGGCAAGUGCAAACGGUGUGGCGGAGUCCAUCCCAGCAAGAGUCACAGCUAUGCAAAUUUCCCGGGAGCUGCUGCGGAGCAAAGGGAUAGCUGGGUUGUACAAGGGCCUGGGGGCCACGCUGCUAAGGGAUGUUCCAUUCUCCAUUAUAUAUUUCCCUCUUUUUGCCAACUUGAACAAGCUGGGGCAGAAGACGCCAGAUGAGAAGUCUCCGUUCUUUGUGUCUUUCCUUGCUGGCUGUGCAGCUGGAAGUACUGCCGCCGUUGCCGUCAACCCAUGUGAUGUAAUUAAAACAAGGCUGCAAUCAUUACAACGAGGGGUUAAUGAAGAUACGUACUCAGGGAUUAUAGACUGCACCAGGAAGAUAUGGAGGAGUGAGGGACCUGCUGCCUUCCUGAAGGGUGCAUACUGCAGAGCGCUUGUCAUUGCUCCACUUUUCGGGAUUGCUCAGGUGGUCUACUUUAUUGGAAUUGGAGAAUAUCUCCUGGGAUUUUUACACUCUCCUCGUGAUUAACAUCACAGCAUUGACCUCCAAACCAAAACUACUACAUGUUUGGUUCUUUUGAGAGGUCUUAGCAGUAUCUUAAUCUUGGCCAUUCUUGCCAGUUUUAAUUCUGCCUUUGCUUAUCCAUAAGGGUGGAUUUUAAAGCAGGAUAUGCCCUCCUUUUUAUGUGCAAUGGUAUGGUCCACAACUAUACUUAUGUGCUGCGGAACCUGACAGCAAUUGGGAAAUCUUCUUUUAUCUUCUGGUGGAAGGAGGAGAGUCCUUCUCGAAAGGGGCAGCAACUCUACAAAGUUAUUCAUUUAGAGAGCUGAGCCAAUUUUAACACUUAAUUUGUGGCACAUGAUUUGUUACAGAGGCUAAGGAAAUGUGGCAAAAAAAGACAACCUCUGGCAAGUGUUUCUAAUCUGUGAGCGACUGCAACACAUACUUAUUAAGUUUGUCUUAUGAGUAUAUUGACAUUUUAUGUUUGCUUAUGUAAUAUACACACUUCAGAUGGGUAGGGGCACACCGUUGAUGUAUGCAGUAAUUUGUCAAAUGCAGAGCAUACUCCAAACUUAAUGCUGAUUAUUAACCCCGGAAGGACCGCUGACUACAUUAUUCUAUCAUAACUAUCUGGUCUUUAACCCCUUAAGGACCAAACUUCUGGAAUAAAAGGGAAUCAUGACAUGUCACACAUGUCAUGUGUCCUUAAGGGGUUAAAAGUCUGACACGAAAAUGGAAUAUCCCACCCGGUUUUGUAUGUAGAGUUGCCAGUAAUGAAAAUGUGGGAUGUUCUUUGUUUGCUCUGGCUGGGAUAUUUACUAAAUGGUGAAUUGCUGGGAAUUCAAAAUGAAUUACGAAUGUUACAU